AUGUCAGGGUACAAAGAACUAGAGCAUAAAGCGGCAGGUCACGACGGGACUUUGACAGAUGAAGAUGGAUUACUAAUAUUUAAACCAUUAAACGAACAAGAAUUACAGUUUUAUAAAGAUGUACAGCAGCAAUCUGUAGCGAAUCAGGAUAAAGAGGAGGACGGAGAUGUUCCUUUGGAAUCAUGGAUUCCAGUGUUUUUAGGGGUCUUAGAUGAAGGACAUAAUGUACCGAAGAAUUUGUCAAAGGAUGUUCAGAUUGUAGAUGGUGGUGAAGAUUUAGUAGGUCUAGUUAUGCAUAAAGAAGAUCAGAAUGAAGUCGAUACUCGAGAAAAGAGAUUCUUAGUUCUUCAAAAUUUAACAGCAGGUUUUAAAAAACCAAACAUUAUCGAUAUAAAACUAGGGAAAUUAUUGCAUGACGACAACGCUACAGAAGUCAAAAAACAGCGUCUUUUAGAAGUAAGUCAGACUACCACAUCAGGUUCACUUGGUUUUAGAAUUUGUGGGAUGAGAAUUCAAGCAAAUGAACGGACUUCAAAUCUCGGAAUAGAUCAUCAUGAAUUGCAACCUGAUGGAGAAUAUAUAUUCAUUAACAAAAUGUUUGGUAGAACUAGAACACCGAGUGAUGUUGUAGAUGCAUUUGAAACAUAUUUUGCAAAUUCUUCUCUUAAUAUUGAAAGACGGGGUACUUUGAAAAAACUAUUCUUUCAAAGAUUACAAUUAUUUUAUAAUACAAUUUUAAAUUCAGAAGUUCGCAUGAUAUCGAGUAGUCUUCUCUUUGUUUAUGAAGGUGACUCUUCGCGAUGGGAUUCUCAAAAUGAUGAAGACGCUCUUAUAAGUGAUGAUUUUAUUGAUUAUGAGGAUGACGAAGAUUCAGAUAGUGAUGAACUUCCAUCUAAAACGCCUUUAAGUUUAAUGGCUUUAAUCGAUUUUGCACAUUCAAAGGUUACUAAAGGUGCUGGAUAUGAUGAAAACGUGAUAGAGGGUGUAGAAAGUUUAUUGAAUGUUUUCGCAAAAUUAAAUGAACCCUCUAUAUAG
Maudiozyma saulgeensis is the source of this 1035-nucleotide messenger RNA. The record is from the annotation of a GenBank genome assembly. Lineage: Eukaryota; Fungi; Ascomycota; Saccharomycetes; Saccharomycetales; Saccharomycetaceae.